CUAGAAGGAGAGAGGAGGGGCGCGGGGUAACCGCAGUGCACACCUCCCUUGCCUCAAGAUCUUUUGAGGCGAGCGUUUUGCUUCACUACCUCGCGCGCUCAGUCGUCAAGUGCCGGGCAAGCUUGCGCAAUGGCUCGCUCCGCGUCCCUGCUUUUCGCCUGCGCCGUCGCAGCCGUCGCCGCCCUGACGCUGGGCUCCGCCGUGCUGAGCUUCGUCGGCGGCGCCUCCCCGGCCUCGACGGGCCUGCGCGCCGGCCAGCGCGCCCCCGCAGUGGAUAUGCACUUCUUCGGCGGCCCGCCGGUGACGACCACCCCUCCGCCGCCCGCGGGCUUCAGCUUGGGGGACGUGGGCGGGAACAACUACGUGAUCUCGAUCACCAUCCUCUUCUUCGGGUCGGUCCUCGCGAACGCCAACGGCUUCUUCGGGCCGUGGUGAUCGGCAGACCAGACAUUUGCGAACGAGUGCGUGGUGUUCCUGGGACAGACGCAGUUCGAAUUCCCACUGCAGGAUUCGGCACCUUCGCCGCACUUGCGCGCAGGGGUGGCGGUGGCAAAGCACACUCACCAUGCAUCGCACUUUUGUUUCAUUAUCCCCACACAUUUGCGAACGAGUGCAUGGUGUUAGUGGGACGGAUGCAGUUCCGAAUCCCAUUUAAGGAUUCGGCACUUUUCUUGCACUUGCAUGCAUGGACGGCGGUGGCUUAACACACAUUCACCAUCCAUCACGCGUGUGUUUCAUUCCCCCCAGACAUUUGCCAACGAGUGUGUGGUAUUAUUGGGAGAGACGCACUUCGAAAUUCCAUGUAAGGAUUUGGCACCUUCUUUGCACUUGCACGCAGGGGCGGCGGUGGCAUAGCAC
Prorocentrum cordatum is the source of this 858-nucleotide messenger RNA. NCBI's taxonomy places the organism in Eukaryota, Dinophyceae, Prorocentrales, Prorocentraceae. The record is from the annotation of a GenBank genome assembly.